UCCUCGGUAAUGAGCAGAUUUUCUCGGAGAGAGCGACAUAUACAGGGAGAGGGAGCACUCCGGAGAUCCAGCCAUAGGAUAAGAAAGAAUUGUGGGAGCAAGGCAGGGAGGUCGUGCGUCAGCAGCCGCUUCUCCACAGGGAAACAUGAUGAUCAGGAGAUGCUGAGGAGGGCAAUAGCAAAACAGGAUCAUAUAGAUGGAUGUUAUCUCAUCAAGCAGGCACGCUGAAAGCAACCCACGCACAGGAUAAACCACUUAUGGACGCAGUGGAUUAAAGAUCUACGCAACAGACUAAGAAAGAGGGACAGCAGGAACACAGGAGAAGAUAUUCGUUUGUAUCUAUUGUCGUGUACGCAUUUGCAGCCAGUGUGUGUGUGUGUGUGUGUGAGUGUGUGUGUGAGAAAGGCAGGAGACCGCAUUGCUGUUUUCCGUAACCACACAGCAGACCAAAAGCAGCCUGGUAUACUUGUUUUAUUUAUGUUUGUCCCUCCUUUUUGUGUCCCAUGUCUUUGCGUGUGCACUUUGUGUUGGUGUGUGUGUGUGUGUGAGGCUAGAAGUGAGCGACACAUAGACUUCAAAAAGUGCAAUUGAAGACAAAUGUAAAUUCUUCUGGAUUGAUCAUGUUUCAUGUCGGGGGUCUCAGUCCUAAAGGUGGAAGCCUGAGCCUGCAUGUUUGAAAAACUGCCGUUUGGGAGUCUUCUUGAGGAGGAGGAGGAGGAGGAGGAGGGAUCGCAGAGGGCUGAAAGGCGGAAAUGAGCGGUAUGGACGGUGUGGACGGGCCCUUUGUGGACUGUUGUGGCGUCCACCAAGUUUCAUCUCUUGCUCUGAGAGAAUAAUGGCAGUGCUGGCACCGCCUUCCUCUUUUCUCACCUGCACCUGAUGCAGAGUUGCAAGCGGGUGCUAGAAAGAGUGCACCAGGAGGAUGGUGUGAACCGCCCGCCAGGAGACUCGUGACACCGACGUGCCGGGCCAUCUUGUUUCUGACAAAGCUGAGAGUAUCAGAGCUCAGAAGCUGAUGUUGAACUGAGUGGGAGUUGUCUCCCUCCCACUCACUACUCCCUCUUCUUCUUCUCCUCGCUCGGCCUCCUCCUCAAACCUUGGACUGAUCCUAGCACCAACCUGUCCUCCUCCUUUCUCCCUGUCUUUUCUUUUUCUUUUCUUUUUGUUUUUGUCGAGGCUUCAGGGGAUUUGCCAAGACCUGUUUCAUGCAUGUCCACUGGAGGCAGAUUCAACUUUGACGAUGGGGGGUCAUACUGCGGAGGGUGGGAGGAUGGCAAGGCGCACGGCCACGGGAUAUGCACGGGACCCAAGGGACAGGGGGAGUACUGUGGGUCCUGGGCCCACGGCUUUGAGCUGUUGGGCGUCUACACCUGGCCCAGCGGGAACACUUACCAGGGCACCUGGGGACAGGGCAAGAGACACGGCGUGGGCGUGGAGAACAAGGGCAGAUGGGUCUACAAAGGGGAGUGGACACACGGCUUUAAGGGACGCUAUGGCGUACGGGAGAGCACCGGGAUGAGCGGGAAGUACGAGGGGACUUGGAACAAUGGGCUGCAGGACGGAUACGGCACUGAGACGUACUCUGAUGGAGGCACAUUUCAGGGCCAGUGGGUUGGCGGGAUGCGGCACGGCUACGGUGUUCGCCAAAGUGUCCCCUACGGCAUGGCGGCGGUCAUCCGCUCCCCUCUCCGUACAUCCAUCAACUCCCUCCGUUCCAGCUCGGAACAUAGCAACGGUACAGCGCUCCUCGACCGGACUAGCGUGGCUGUUCCUGGUCCUCCCCCAGUUCCCGGCACCCUGUCCACCAGCGUCUCCAUGUGCAGCACUGGAAGCAGCGGCAGCAGCCCCGCCGUGUCUCGAGGAGGCUUCGUCCUGACGGCACACAGUGAAGCUGAGCUUCUAAAGGGAAAGAGAAAGAGUGGGCUGUUCAGGAGGUCUAUUCUGUCCGGGCUGAAGCUGAGGAAAUCGGAGUCCAGGAGCUCUCUGGCCUCCCAGAGGUCUAAACAGAGCUCCUUCCGCAGCGAGGCAGGGAUGAGUACUGUGUCUUCAGCUGCAUCUGACAUCAACUCUACUAUCAGUCUUGGAGAUGCAGAUGCAGAGUUGGCAGUGGCUGAUGAUGACGUUGACGCCACAGCGACGGAGACCUACUGCGGGGAGUGGAAGAACGACAAGAGGACUGGAUUCGGAGUGAGCCGGAGGUCUGAUGGUCUACAGUAUGAGGGGGAGUGGCUCAGCAACAAACGCCACGGCUAUGGCUGCACCGCUUUCCCCGAUGGUACUAAAGAGGAGGGGAAGUACAAGCAGAACAUCCUAGUGAGUGGCAAGAGGAAGAACCUGAUCCCUCUCCGGGCCAGUAAGAUCCGAGAGAAGGUCGACCGAGCUGUGGAAGGAGCACAGAAGACAGCAGACAUCGCUCGACAGAAAGCUGAAAUCGCCCUGUCCAGGACGGCUCAUGCGCAGGGUAAAGCAGAGGCAGCAGUUGGAGCGGCUCAGAAAGCUCAGGGGGAGAGUCGCGUGGCCAGAGUCACCGCCAAGCAGUUCUCCCCUUCGUUCCAGCAUCCCGGAAAUGGCAUGGAGGUGCAGCGUCCAAAAUGUCAAGUGUCGAGCGAGGUGGAGGGUGAGGGCUUGUCGAGUAGCGCUGGAACCGCAGACAGCCCCGACCUCUACGUGAAGAGCACGGGCUCAGAUGACCCCUCCAACGCCACACCAGAUCUAAGUCCCUCUUCUUCCUCCCCUCAACACACCCCUCCUCCCCCCAUCAGGCCAUCCCAGCGCAGCAGAAGUGCUCGCUUCCACCGGCAGAGCGCUGUUGACCACGGAGACCGAGGGAAGGAGGGAGGAGAACGAGGGGAAAAGGGGGGAUCCAGAGGGCAGACGGAAAUCCAGGUGUUGAUAGAGCGAGGCGGCAGAGAGGGCGAGGGUGCGGGGAAGGUGGAGUACAUGAGGGCCAAAAGCUAUAGUGAGGAAAAAAAGAAAGGGAUGUUGCACAAAGCAGCAGGAGGAGGAGUCACGGGGCAAGGAGUUGGCAGGACCAAUGGACACAAACACGGCUCCUCCAAUCACAAGUCUCGGGGCCACGGCUCAUCCAAUCAUAAACAAGCCAGAGGAGACAGAUGGACAGAGACGUCCCCUUCUGCCUCUUGGACGUCUGGGCAGCGGGGGGCGCACAGCAGGGGAGGACGGCUCCUCGAGCAGGAUGAAGAGAAAAUUAGCAACUAUGAAAUGGAGAUGAAGCCUUUACAGCCCAGAGACUCCACUACCCACAAGCCCCAUGGGCACGGGGAGGAGAAGCACGGGGAGGGGGGCUCACACACCUUGCAAAGACAGAGGCAUAAGAGAGAGGGGAAAGAAGGGAGGGAAAGUAAAGACCAGCUGGAGAGCGGACCCCUGGGAGAGAAGAUGGAUUCUCGGCCUAUACGACGGGACCUGACCCUCUCCCCCCCUCUUAAGUCCUCCCCCAUCGCAUCAGAGCAGCAGGACCACAGACUCACACAGAGCAAAGGCCACUCAGCCUACAGCGCCAUCCUGGUCGCCAUGGUGAUUCUGCUCAACAUCGGAGUGGCUAUUUUGUUUAUCCACUUUUUUAUUUAACAACAGCUUUGCUUUUUGGAAAGACUCUGGCUACGACUAUAAAUGUUAUCACAAGGGACCUGCUGCCCCUUUGUGUUCGUCGGGGACUGCAGCCGCCUGGAGGGGAGAUCGAGGGCUACAAUGCAUUUUUGUCCCCUGGCCCCGCAAAAAAAAUCGGGCUUCAGUUGGCUAAUGUGCAAGUGUGUUCACAUGUGCGGUACAUACAGUAGCACGAUGACAUGGAUGUAAGAAGGUGACUGGACUGCAUUAGAAACUGGACUAAAGUGAGCCAAUUCCUAGGCCAUUGUGGCAAGUAAUGCCUGCUUCCACUGUCUGGACACAAAACUUUUUUUCAUCUUCAAAUCAUAGUUUUCAACAGAUUUCUAACUCAUUGCUUUAUUUCUCUCACGUAUAAGUUGAUGGCGAUAUUAUUUAUUUUGUAAACCUUACAUGAUGCUAGCUUUUUGGUUCUUCCUUUUGCUGAGCUGUUCUUCUUUUUCUGAUGAUGAUGUGUUGCGUUCGUCCGUGUCAGGAGAGACAAAAGAUGCAGGAGAGCUAACCUUGGCAUACACCAACACAUAUGCACACACUAUUUGCUUGUUUCCCCAUCCCACCCUUCAUUCCGCACCACUCGUGUGUGAGUAAAGUGCAUGACGAUGUGCCUCCGCAAAGCAGGGAGCACAGAGACAAGCAUCUCAUGACAAGCGCUCACUACUCAUCCACACCCAGCCUACCACCGUCCUCUCUCCCCGUCUCUCCCUCCUACUCUUUCCCACCUCCACACACACACACCGGUCGGUGAGCUGUGCUUCCUCUGAGUUGGUGGUAAUUUAGGACAAAUCAUCCUUGGCAAAGCCCAACUCCUGCUGCCUGCUGUGCAACUUGGCAGAGGCUUUUAGAGACAUCAUUUUCAAGUGUAUGUAGGAUUGUGGACUUGGGAUACAAAAAAACAUUUUUUUUUUCCAACUGAAUUGAGCUUAACGACAACUUUUGUUAGGGUUCACCCCCCAAAAAAAACUGCCUUGGUUUUGUUGUAGAGACAACCAUGAUAACUGGUUCAUUUAUAAAUUGAUAGUUGAUUAAAUUUCCAACAUCUUGACGCAUUUGAGACAAAAAUGGAGGGCUCUUCUUGACUGUAACCAGCAGAGGUUCUGUCAAUUCAUCUUCAACUGGUUUGUCGUCAGUUCUAGUUAUACCCAACCACUUAGUGCAGGGAUAUUAAACUAAAUUCUUUUUGGACCACAAUUACCGUAUUUUUCGGACUAUAAAUCGCAGUUUUUUUCAUAGUUUGGCCAGGGUUGCGACUUAUACUCAGGAGUGACUUAUGUGUGAAAUUAUUAACACAUUACCAUAAAAUAUCAAAUAAUAUUAUUUAGCUCAUUCACGUAAGAGACUAAAAACGCAUAAGAUUUCAUGGGAUUUAGCAAUUAGGAGUGACAGAUUGUUUGGUAAACGUAUAGCAUGUUCUUAAUGUUUUAGUUGUUUGAAUGACUUGCCAUAAUAUGUUACGUUAACAUACCAGGCACCUUCUCAGUUGGUUAUUUAUGCGUCAUAUAACGUACACUUAUUCAGCCUGUUGUUCACUAUUCUUUAUUUAUUUUAAAUUUCUUUUCAGAUGUCUAUUCUUGGAGUUGGAUUUUAUCAAAAAAAUUUCCCCCAAAAAUGCGACUUAUACUCCAGUGCGACUUAUAUAUGUUUUUUCCCUUCUUUACUAGGCAUUUUCGACAGGUGCGACUCAUACUCUGGAGCGACAUAUACUCCGAAAAAUACGGUACAGAAAUCGAUCACAAUUAGUCUUAUUUUGUAUAUUACGUACAUUAAUCAUCCUCUCCAGUAGACGUUUAAUUUUGGUCUAUUUAUUUUGUUACAGUUACAGGAGCGCUCUGUUGUUUUUAGAAAUCUUCUACAAAAAUGUGAGUCUUUGUGACUUUGUUUGAACUAAACUCGCCAGCCACCAGUUGAAUAUUUGAGAUCGGUAGGUCGUAACUUCAAACCCCGGCCGAGUCAUACCAAAGACUAUAAAAAAUGGGACCCAUUACCUCCCUUGCUUGGCACUCAACAUCAAGGGUUGGAAUUGGGGGUUAAAUCACCAAAAUGAUUCCCGAGCAAGGCCACCGCGGCUGCUCACUGCUCCCCUCACCUCCCAGGGGGUGAAACAAGGGGAUGGGUCAAAUGCAGAGGGUUAUUUCACCAGACCUAGUGUGUGUGUGAGACUAUCAGUGGUACUUUAUCUUUAAUAGCCCGAGUGAUGGGAAAAAAAGGUCCUAAAAACUGAACUUUAAGGAACACCACUAGUAUAAUUAAAGAAGUUGGACAAUAGACUACUGACAGCAUCUGAAGUAAACAAGCUACAGCAACACCACAAAAGGGGUCAUAUUAUGUUUUGUUUGUUUUUUUUCUACAUUCAAAACAUCUCUUAGGGGUCUACAUAACAUGUAAUGGUGUUUUUUUGGUCCACAUUUGGUAUAGAUUAUGUUUUACAGACCAUCCUAUAGCAGCUUUUUGACGGUCUAUUCAGAAUACACCGUUUUAUGGGUGGUCUUAUUUAUUUAUUUACAUAUAUAUAUAUAUAUAUUAUUCAUUUCAGCCAUACCUCCAUGGUUUGGAUUUAAAAAAUGGGAGUUAUGAGGAUCCCAAAUAUACAAAAACAGGUAAGAAAAGGUUCUUUUGUAAAAUAUUAGAAUCAGCUUAUUCGACCAAGAACGUUCAACACACAAGACAUUUGACUUGGUGGACUGUGCUGACCCAUUUCCUUACAUAAAUCACUCUACCAAUAAAAAUUGUCACUGCCAAAAAGGAGAGGACUUAAAGGUUUGACUUGAGGAAGACCUCAGUUAUGUAAAUCACACGUUUGGACCCCAGUGAUCUAUGUUUGCUAGCAAAGUUAAAAUGUCAAUGCAAGGAUCUACCAGUGUCUUUAUAGUGGCCAAAGUUCCUCUAUACAACAGGAGCACUGGAAUGUUUUUAGGAAUUUGCUACACAAAUGUUUGUCUCUCAAGUUUUGAGCUGAACUCGGCUGUAUGUGUCAUUCCCGGGCCACCAGUAGAGUAGCCCUGCGUUAGUGUGUUGUGUGUGGGGGGUCAUCAGGUUUGCCUCUUCACCUAAUUGGUCCCAAAAUGCUGAUUAAUUUCCGAUAAAUAAUGUAUCUUUGUCUUCUGUCCAUGCCAAUGACGUAUAGUGACAGGCCGGACUUUUAAAUGCUCUUCCACUGAAUGGCAUGAGGUAAUUAACCUGUACAUCACGGCAUGUAGACUUUGGUUUUUGGUGACUUUUUUGUUCGGUUGUGUGCCGUGGGAUUUUUUCUAAUGUCAAAUAUGUGCCUUGGCUCUCAGUUGAGGUUAGGAAACACUGAGUUAGAGGAAGUUGAACACAAUUGCACACCUUCUCUGGGCAGCGUUAAUCUGCUCAGUAUGACACUUUCAUUGAAACAGGUGUUCAGAAUGGUAAUUCUGUUAAAAAUAUCUCGUUUUUUUCUCAAUGAAUAAAUUGACUCAAAUGGUAGCACUUUAGUAUGGGGAACAUAUUCUCCAUGAAUUGGUUUCUUAUUAACAUGCAAAUUAGGAACAUAUUGUCUCGUAAUUAGUCAUUAUUAAGUACUUAGUAAUGCCUUAUUCUGCAUGGCCCUAACCCUAACCAAAUAAAUCUUUGUUACUUACAAAAUGUUCCCCUAGUGUCCAAAUAACUCUUAAUUAAGUCUUUGUUACUUAGAAUAUGUUCCCCAUACUUAAGUGUUACCACUCAAAUUAAUGGUUUAAGUCCAAUGCAUGCAAGCUAACUCCAGAGUCCGAGUUUGUUAGUGGCAGUGUCUCACAGAAAGUCUGUUAAGUACAUAACAAAAUGCAAAGAGGUGAUCGAAACGCACUUUACAUGCUAUGCUUUUUAGGCGUUGAAGUCCGAGCAGGGCUCGAUAACAAUACAAGCAGACUGUAUUGCACUACAAUACUGUGCACAUGUCUUAGAUUACAAUUAGAUUGAUACUAUAUUGACCAUAUAGCAUAAAUGAAUGGAGGUUAACAAACAGAUAACCAUUAAGACUGCGGGUUAGACAUUCUUGUAUAUUUACCUUCUAUCAAUAUCCUCAUCAAAAAAGGUCCAAACACAGCCUCUACAAAGUUUACUCAAAAUGACUGCCAGUCGUCGCCCAAUAAUUUUGGACUCUAUACUGUAGUGUGGUCAAUGGUGCGCGUCUGUUUUGUCGUACAAAACAUUGGCUAGGUUAAAAGUCUUCUUCCUCUGUAGCCUCAAUGACUGACACCGGUUGUCACUCUGCGUAGCUUCUAUGAUUGCAUAUACUGGAUUUGUCAUUGUGUGUCUCAAAAAGCCCAUCUGGCAGACCAACCUCUGUAUCUGUUUGCAUGCUUCUCCAUGAAAGUUCAUUGAGGUGUGUGUGUGUGUUUGUGUGUGUGUGUGUGUGUGUGUGUGCGCAUGUGUUCUUGUAUUUCUACCCUUCUUGAGACAUCAACAAGGAAAAGUAACUUCCAUAUGAGGACCGGUGAACAAGUUAGGACAUAAAUCUUGAUCCCAAUACGAAAAACUAUUGCAUCUAAUAGAGAAUGUCUCAUUGGGUGGUGAAAGCUAUCAAAAUUAGGGUGGUCCCAAAAAGGAGGGAUUUUUUAAAACUGACUGUGUGUCGGUUCUAAAAGUCCUCCCCCUCUGGUCAACAUAUGACAUAAUAAGUGUGUGUAAAAAUUCGAAGUGCUCUCCUUCUGGCCAACACAUGUAAUAACAAGUGUGUGUAAGAAAUUGAAAUGCGCUCUCCUUCGGCCAAAAUUAAUUGAAAAAAUUAAAUAAAUCUUUAUAUAGAGACAUACUGUAAUAACUUGAAGUAAAUAAUUAUGAUUAAAAACCAAUUACAAACCAAAAAUUCAAACAAAAAUCAAUAACGAAAAGCAGUCUUUUUCUCAAAAUGUGUCAACUUUUUUCUUACUAAAUUGGGAACAAUUUCUGAAAUUCUUUCUGUUUCUUUAAUAUUGUAAUAUUUUCUCAUGAUAUCAUUACUUUUUUAUAUAAAAGUAUUACUUUUUAAUAUAAAAUGGUGACAUUUGUCAUAAAAUUCUGACUUAUCACAAUAUUGCCAAUUUUGUUGUUCUUGUAAAAUAGUGAAAUUCUUUUGAGUAACAUUAUAACUUUUGUCACAAUUUUGCCAAGUAAAAUUCCGAUUAUUGUUAUAAUAUUACCAACGUUUUUAAGUUUUCUUAUGAAAUUGUAACUUUUGUCAAGCAAAAUUACAACUAUUUUUAUAAAAUUGCCCAAAUAUUAAGCUUUUCUAGUAAAAUUGCGGCUGUUAUUGAGUACAAUUCCAACUUUUAUCAUAAUAUUUCACAAAUGACUUGCAUUGAGUUUAAUUACGACUUUUAUUAUUAUAUCAGAGGUAGGCAUUUUCUGGAGGUCUCAAAAAGGUAACAAAUACAAUAACGUGUGUGUGUGUGUGUGUGUGUGUGUGUGUGUGUGUGUGUGUGUGUGUGUGUGUGUGUGCAGCAACUUAAGGAAACAACAGUGAGCUGCUGUUGUAUUUCUGUGUGACAGCAUUUUUCCAAACUUAGUUGUGGUCUCAAUUCUGUCAAAUCCUCCAUCUUUCAUUUGUUGAAACCCAGGAGGCAAAACAACAUCAUUUCAUUCAGUUGGGUCCUAGACUGAAAAAGGUGCAAGAGGUUGCUCUUUGUCGUCAGUCUGGUGACGAUGCACCCUUUACACUGCAGCAUGCUACAGCAUGCCAAGCUCUCUUUAUAGUUUGAGCCCUUCCUUCUAACCUUCCCCCUUUUUUUCUUUUUUUCUUGAAAUUACUCUAUUUUGGUUUUGUUUCAUGUGGAGAAAUUAAUUAAAGUGUUUAAAGUAAAAUGACUAUUUGCAACUUCUU
Messenger RNA from Nerophis ophidion (straightnose pipefish), 9427 nucleotides. RefSeq names its product junctophilin 3b (gene jph3b). NCBI's taxonomy places the organism in Eukaryota, Metazoa, Chordata, Actinopteri, Syngnathiformes, Syngnathidae. Gene Ontology annotation, biological process: regulation of synaptic plasticity. The record is from RefSeq and is a predicted model, not a curated record. Gene Ontology annotation, cellular component: junctional membrane complex; endoplasmic reticulum membrane; plasma membrane. The transcript has 6 exons. Bases 1210 to 3591 code for a protein of 793 amino acids.